AUGCUGAGCAGUACCGGUAAUAAUGACAAACUGGGGACAGCAAUGCUUGUGAUCUGCCUCUGCAUUUUGGCUGCAUCCAUCAUUCAAUUACCCUUUUGGGACGUCCCUUACCUGGUUACGUUGUACAGUCCUGAGGUCUCAACCAGCGGCGAUGGAUUGGUUGACCGAGAGUUUUCAUUUCUUUUACCUGUCUCCACGUCCCCCCGUCCACCCCCUGGUCGUCCACGAGGCAACAGGUCCUUUGGUGCUGUUGGUGGAGAGACGGUGGACCACAUGCCCAUGGGCGGGCAAGCCCUCGACAUUUACAACAAAGAAGCAGAUGCCAUCGAGCCGGAUCUGCAUUCUUGGGGAGGCCAAGUUCGCAGUACCACUGUAGGCAGCCAGCUGCAUGAUCCAUUGCAGUCUCUGUGUCCUUCGUACAUGUACAGUACAUCUGCCGCACAUCGUGUAGAUCCAGGCUACGGGGUGAUCCAUCGUGGCCGGUCGGAGUGGCCCCAUUGA
Molecule: messenger RNA, 501 nt
Organism: Penicillium macrosclerotiorum
Lineage: Eukaryota; Fungi; Ascomycota; Eurotiomycetes; Eurotiales; Aspergillaceae
Exons: 1
Coding region: 1-501 (166 amino acids)
Source: RefSeq, a predicted model, not a curated record